CCGCAUCACCGUUGCACUCGCGCUCGUCGACCAAAAGACCCCACGAUGGAUUCCUCCUCAAAAGCCCCCGUCAAGCUCGCUAAAGUCAUCAAGGUCCUCGGCCGCACGGGGUCUCGUGGUGGUGUGACGCAGGUGCGCGUCGAGUUCAUGGACGACACCUCCCGGUCGAUCGUCCGCAACGUCAAGGGCCCGGUCCGUGAGGAGGACAUCCUCGCUCUGCUCGAGUCUGAGCGUGAGGCACGCCGCUUGAGGUGAUUGCGCCCCGCUCCUGGCCUGAUGCAUCCAUCUCUUCUACACGUCUCUGUCGCAUACACUGUAUCGCAUAUGCUCGAACCAUGCCUAUGAUAUGAGCUGCCCACUGCCCCC
Messenger RNA from Schizophyllum commune H4-8, 366 nucleotides. RefSeq lists its product as uncharacterized. The record is from RefSeq and is a predicted model, not a curated record. Gene Ontology annotation, molecular function: structural constituent of ribosome. The annotation marks the transcript as partial. The transcript is spliced from 4 exons. Gene Ontology annotation, biological process: ribosomal small subunit assembly; translation; maturation of SSU-rRNA. NCBI's taxonomy places the organism in Eukaryota, Fungi, Basidiomycota, Agaricomycetes, Agaricales, Schizophyllaceae. Gene Ontology annotation, cellular component: cytosolic small ribosomal subunit; ribosome.